This is a messenger RNA of Limulus polyphemus (Atlantic horseshoe crab), 552 nucleotides long. Its product is annotated as glutathione-independent glyoxalase DJR-1.1-like. The transcript is spliced from 3 exons. Gene Ontology annotation, molecular function: protein deglycase activity. The annotation marks the transcript as partial. Gene Ontology annotation, cellular component: nucleus; cytosol. Gene Ontology annotation, biological process: guanine deglycation, glyoxal removal; protein deglycation, glyoxal removal. The record is from RefSeq and is a predicted model, not a curated record. NCBI's taxonomy places the organism in Eukaryota, Metazoa, Arthropoda, Merostomata, Xiphosura, Limulidae.
AGCUCCGUUGUGAAAGGUGUUCUUCAGGAACAAGAAAAUAGUGGAAGGCUUAUUGCGGCUAUCUGUGCAGCACCAAUAGCUUUGAAAAGUCAUGGUAUUGGAGUAAAGAAGAGUCUAACUUCGCACCCAAGUAAGCAGUCCGAGAUGGAAGACGGAGGUAUCUAUACAUAUUCUGAUGAAAGAGUUGUCGUAGAUGGUCAGUUGAUAACAAGUAGGGGUCCAGGAACAGCAUUUGAGUUUGCACUGGCUGUUGUUGAAAAGCUUAUGGGAAAGGACAAGGCCAACUCUCUCAUCCCUCCGAUGCUUUUGAAAAUCUAAGUAACAUUUGUUCUGAACCAUAUGUUUAAUAUAACCUAAGCUUUUGUUAUAUGUAUGAAAAAAAAAAUGCUAACUUGUUAAAUUUUGUGAAAAAAAAAUCAGUUUAUUAGAAGUUGAAAAUGAAAUAAGCAUGCUUCCCAUUUUCAUAAAAACUUACUUACUCAGCAUGUAGCAGCAAAAAGAACAAUAAAAAAAAAAGAUAUAAAUAAAGCUGAUGUUUCUUACAUUGAUUCA